Messenger RNA from Cataglyphis hispanica, 3946 nucleotides. RefSeq lists its product as uncharacterized. The transcript is spliced from 4 exons. The record is from RefSeq and is a predicted model, not a curated record. Bases 541 to 3738 code for a protein of 1065 amino acids. Lineage: Eukaryota; Metazoa; Arthropoda; Insecta; Hymenoptera; Formicidae.
AUUUUUUAAGUUUCACGAUUUGUCAUAUUUAAUCAUAUUUUAAUAACGAAAUUAAUAAUUUAUGUAUGUAUGUAAUACAUAAAUUUUAGACGAGCUAUGUCGAUAAAGUCGACUCUAUAUAUCUUAGUUUUAUCUUGGUCUUCGCUAAUUGGUUGCUUUCGAUAAAGGAUGAAGUAUAUGCGAAUGUCGAAUGUUAAAUGGUCCUAAACAAUAGAUCAUGUAUGUAUGGUAUGAGAGCUUAACGCGACAAAACAUGCGAAGGUCAAUCUUCUGAAACUAAUGUUCUCAGGUCCGCUUGUAUUACUGCCAAAUUACAGACUUGUCCUCAACGUAAAUAUGAGUUGACUUCUGUUAUCUUUGCAGUUUCGUUUUUCAUGCUGGGUUUCUUUCUGAUAUCGUAAAUUUUUUCGUAAAUACUUGUGUAUCGCGAUAUCUAAUUGCUUGAAACUUUAGUACAACUUUGAUGAAUUCAUAUUAGAUAAAGUGUAAAAUAGUGCAGCUAAGAAAGACGAACUUGAAUAAAUUGCGAUUAUCCUCUUGAUGGCUAAUUCUUCUUUUUCUGACGACAAGACAGAAUUAUUAAGAAUGUCAGUGAGCGAGAAAGUGACAAAAUCUGAAGGGAAAGAGAGAUCUGUGAAUUUCACGGAGAAGAUAUCAUCUGUAAAACUUGAGACGGUCGGAAGCGAAACGUGCAUCCGACCACGAUUCGCCAGCCACACGCUAUCGUCCUUGAUGAAGAGGCGGACACCGAUAAACUCAAGGAAGAAAUCAUUGUCUUCGAUGAAGAGCGCAAGGACGCCGAAAAAGUUGCGAAAGACUGUCAUCUACAGCAAACUGAGCGGAAUUUACAAGAGACGCAGCGUUACAAAGCAAAGCAAGAGCAUGCAGGCGUUAAGGACGAUCCUCAAACGGGAGAAGAGGGAUCAUCGUGCAUCCGUUUCUCAUCAGCGAGCUGACAGCGAGCUGACGGGAACGGUUUGUGGAUGCGCGGAGAAUUCACUUGUUUUCCUUCCGAAUGAUUUGAUCAAAGACGUCUCCCGAGAUCUGAAAAAAUGCGCGGCAAGUCCGGCUAAAUCGAUGGUUUCUCGUGGCGAGCCGGCGAAAGUUGAUCAGCCUGAAAAGCGAGUGGAAGACUCGCACGCUCAUCUUCUCGAAAAAAUGAGACAUACAGAUAAUGACUUGUUGUUCUCGUGUCUUCCAAGUAAUACUGAAAUUUGUGACGAUAUUAAAAAUCGCACGAUCAUAGAUAUCGCGCAUCAAUCGCAGACAAGUGACGAGAAAAAAAAGUUUGCAAACUCGCAUCGCAGAUGGAGACCGAUGAGUGAACCUGGAGAAAGGCUUGCGAACGAGGAUUGUCUUACAAUCGAGACUCAAACUCAUCGUCAAAGUGUAAAUGAUACGACGGAUUAUAAGUACGCGUUUCAUCGCGGAAGUCGGAAGACUUGGGCGAUCAGGAAAGCUGAAACAAAACGUUACGACGUCACGAUGCACGGUAAUACCGAUCAUACGUAUAACGUUGAUCUACAAAGUUCCCGAAACUCUAAGUUCAUGAGACAUGUCGAUAAUUCGCGGGAUAAGCAUGACAGAUCAGUUGUGAACUGCGCUGUCUCAACCCCCAAAAAAGGCACUUUUCAAAAGAAUCUCGUUUUCACCAAUCAACGAGUUUGGAGACCACCCGGCGUCACUAAAUUCUCGAGUAUAAAGAGCACAACGUCUUUAACACAACCGACGUCGCAGAAAUCGUCUCGAACUACCGAAAAAUCCAUCGCUUCGACAGAGAAUAAAUAUUCAUCUGAACAUGUCGAGAUACUGAAUAGCAAAUCUACGAGCACAUCGAUAUCUGUAAAUCAGUCCAAGAUGUUGAUGAAGGAGAACAAAGAUCCUCGCGCAAAUCGCGUAACAAAAAUUUGCGAACAUCUCGCAGAAGCGAGACAGCAACAGCGACUACUAAACGGAGGAACGCUAUCGAAAGGAAAACGCUCGACUACCAAAGUUGGUCCAAAGACCUCGAAUAAUCGCAACGAGAUGAAUCCGAUAAGAUCGAGAUCGAGAUCGAGGUCGAGGUCGAGGUCGAAGUCGAGGUCGAAAUCGAAAUCGAAAUCACGCCAUUGGCAAACGGAUACACAGAGAGCAUCGUCGCGGAAUUGGAAUAAGCAGAGUCGUACCGAGUCUGCCGUGAUUAACAACAGAGGAUCUAAACCUUCGGAAAUAAUUCACGCGUUGAAAGAAAUCAACGGCGUAAAAGAAAACGAAGAUGUAGAAGAUUAUACCGCAAAGUCUAAUAAUGACGUGUUUAAUAAUAAAGAAAGUGACAUCGGGCUCCAAGCGCUAUCAAAUCGCGACGCUUCCGUGGAAAUGUUGCAAAACGGUAAGACACAUUUUAUCAAAAAUAAACAUUUUGACGAGCCGAAUCAAUCUUUCGAUCGGUCUUUUGGGAAAUCGAUUAGCACGCAAACAGAAGAGAGUAUUGAUUCAAUGGAAAUUUUAAAGUUUCAAGUUGCAACGCAAUCAUCAUUAAAUUGUAACAAUGUCGUUGAAACCGGAUGCAAUACGAUACAUUAUAAUGCUAUUUAUAAAGAUACGGGAAUAUCCUGUGAUCUGAUAGACUUGACAAAUUCAAAAGGAGAUAUUGAUUCAACAGCAAUUGAAGAUAAAAUGCCGACGUUAGAAAAUAUUCCAUUUCAUGCAAAAUCUAUUACGCAUACUGAAAGCAAUGCUAAAGAUGAAUAUUCCGAUAAGAGCAAGAAACCUUCAAUGAGCGAAUGCAAACAGACUUCGAGUACAGAAAUGACUUUAAAAUUAGAAGAUUAUGAUAUAAUGGAAAUGGAAAUGGAAAUUCCAGUAAAAACGACAAGUAAUUUGAUCAAAGAUGAAGAAAAAAUAAUGGACAAAAAUUUUCAUACUGUUUUCAAAUUACCUAAAAAUUCUGACGAUAAAAUAAAUAUCGGUAUCGAUACGCAAACAUUCACAAAGUAUUCCAGUGAUUCGGUAGAUAAUUUAUUUUUAGAAAGACCUCGACCAUCAUCCUCAAUCUACGAAUACGAUGCGUCCUGCUCUUCCGAGGAACUCGCGGAAUAUCUUGAAAACGAUGUUCAGCAUGGAAAUAUAGUCAUGCCAGAAUUGAAAGUGGAAAAUAUACCCAAUGAUUUGAUUGCGGCUUUCGAACUAGCAGCGGAACGCGCGCGUAAUCUUCAUAAAGCCAUUAUUAUAUACUACGAAAACUUAAUACCGGGGGGAAUUGAAAAAUCAAAUGAAGAAACGACUGAGGAUUAUGAAACUGUCGAGAAAUGUGUCUGUUUCGUAAAUUGCGAAAUUGAAAAUCGAAAAAGAUCCGAAUGCGACUCGAAGUCUUGUCGCUUCCACGUGACUAACGGCGAAGAUAUUGACAGAUUUUCAACAUGUUCUACGAGGAGCAGUAACUCGGUUCAAAUAUGCGAACCUGCGAUACAUAAAUUUUCGCUAACUGAUUAUUGCGAGUUUGUGAAUCAAAAAGAAAUAAAGUCGUCAGAACUGGUAAUAGAUAGUAUACGGGAAGAGAAAUACGCGUUCGAGGUAUUACAAUCAAAAGAAGAUGAAAAUGACAGUGGAGAUUUCGAAGCAGCAGAAGCAAUUAAAACUUUGGCGCUUCCCAUGACAGUUGAAAAAACUUCUCCGACUCUUUUACGCGAGAAUUUGUUGGCUCUCGUCUAUUGCAUUUUGUGUUCCAUAAUAUUUUGGUAUUUGCAAGUUUCGUUCUAAUGCGACCCUGCGACAUAACUUUUUAUGUAUAAUUAACGUUAUUUUCAUACAUAGUCCCACUGCAACUGCAAUAUAACAUUGAUUUUUAUUAAUAUUCGUUCGCAUAUGUUACGUUCUCCUUGGUUUCAAUAAAUAUAUUCCUUUUUUGUAUAUCUAACAUAUCUUAAUAUAUAUAUAUAUUCUUAUAUUCAUAUCUAUUGAUUUUUUU